GGGUGAAAGAAAGAGGGACAGCAGAAGGAGGUGGUGGUUGGAACCAGGGCUGAGAAACAGGUGAAAGAGGGAAGGUGGGCUGCUAACAAAGUGAAUGUGACUGACAAGCAAAUAUAUUAAUGGGUGAAAUACUGAGCAGGAAACUGGAUAUGGGUGAAAUGAAAUAUCCUUAGAAAGGCAGGAGGCAAAAAAACAAAACAAAAAAAUGGGAGAGAGAGGGGGUGAUAACAUUGUGUGGUUAAAUAGGGUAACGAGGAAAAGUGCGUGACAGAGAAAUAAGAGAUAGAGGGAAAAGGGAUUGGAGGGUAGGAAGGAACUGAGAGGGAGGGAAUGAUGGUGCAGCCUGUAGACAGACAGAGGUGAUGUAAAUACCUGGAGGGGAAGAGAGGGAGCGAAGGAAAAAGGGUAGGAAAAGAGAAGACACGCUCCUGCUGCAGUAUGAUGGGGAACUCACCGCACAAACAGAGGAGCAAGAAGCAUCACAGAAUGCAGCCGGCAACAGAUCCUCCUUUUGGGGAUCUAUAUUUGGACGUUGAAACCAAGUUGAAAGAAGAGCAGGAGACUGGGAGCAGUGGGGGAACCUUGGGAUUUGAAAAACUACAGGAAUUCUGGAUUUUAUAGGUGUUACACAGGAUGGAUAAAGCAUUAACAAGUAUUACACGUGGCAAAGCUGCCUCCACUUUAGACCACUCCAAGCUGACUAACUGGCAACAGCAGCCUGUAAAUGUAUUCCUGUCAUCUAAACGUUCUCCCUGUGUAGAGGAGCUUCAUCAAGAGGCUGAACUCAACCUACAGACUCUACUUCAAGGGGACUGUUUUGCAGAGAAAUUUGAAGAUCGUUACUUAGAUACAAAGGUUACUGGUCAGACUUUUAACUACUCUGCUCUAUCACAAUCUACAACUAUUCCACCAGAGACUCCCACAAGGAGUACAUCAAGGCGUCUUGAACUUGUCUACCUGCCAACCAACAGAAGAGUGAGUGAAGAUGAAACAACUUCAGUAGGAGUAAGACCUCGGGAGACUUGUUUGAGUCUACCUACCACUCCAGAUAAACAAGUGGCCUGGAUUAAAGCAUUCCCAUUUCCUAUUCCAGAAGAGAGACGAUGGCAUCAGUCAAACUCCAUACAGACGAACAUUGUACCUAUAAAUGUAUCUGGAGAACUGUUUGACAAGCAUGCCAGCUCCCACCACUCACUGUUCAACACAGAGACUGCUGUGAACCCAAAGACCUCGCUAAGACGCAGAAGGACUAUAAUUGGCUUCUCUCAUCAUCAAAGCCAAGAUCAAGAACAUAAGACAUCUGCAGCUUCUGAGUCAACUCCAAAAAAGACCAUAGCAGGAAAUGUCAAUGGACUGACAUGCAGUGAACUGCCUCCUGUUCCACCUGAGUCUCCACCUGCAAAAUCUGAGUCAUCUCAUGGGAGACAUCCAGGAGGAAGGGCAGCAACACCUCAUCCUCAGCAACUGCCAUUAAGAAAGACUUUCAGUGAUCUUGGUCAUAUAUUGCAAUCACCAAACAGUAUGGAUACAAGUAUGAUAGAUUCUAACCCUAGAUAUAAUGGAUCCAAGGACAAUGCACACUAUCAGGGAACUUCAUUCAACUAUAUGACACCAUCUAGCCCAGUAAAAAGUCAACAGGCCCAUACCACUGAAGUAGCAAAAAAUUCCACCAACACCAUGGCAUCUACUGGAGUUUGUAAUAGUGGCUCUUUUAAAAUAAUGAAAGAGAACAUAAGGACAAAUUCAGGAAGCUCUUGUUCAUGUGCAAUACUCCCUUCGCCAACUGUUGAACAAGCAAAGCCAGGGAAAUCAAAAUGUGUUUUCUAUCCUAGUCAUUCAGUCCCAAGUAACAUAACAAACUCUUCAACCUUACCAACAUCUACCAAUGAGUGCACAUUUAGAGAAAGGUCACUGUCAAUGCCCACAGACUCUGGUUCCAUGUAUUCAGUAGAUAUAACUUACACAGAAAACAGGAGAGGAAGUGGAGACUAUGCUCUGAACUAUCCCAGUGGGAGCUCUGAGGAAAGCACAAGCACAGAAAAUGUUUCUACAAUAGCUGAUCAAGAAAAAACAGAGCGUAGAAGAUCCAGAAGUAUCUCGCUGAGAAAGCCAAAGAAAAAGCCUUCUCCUCCAGCACGUAGUAUUUCCUUGAUAAAAGACACAUCUGGUCAAAAAUUACAGUCAGUACUUACGAUGUCAAAAGAUCAAAGACCUAAAAGCCUUUGUAUUGCAUAUGAUAGUCAAUAUGAAAGUUAUCUCCUUCCAUCAAAUCCAUCAGGUAAUGUUACUAUGUCAACAUCAAGAAGCAUGCAUUUUAAUCAGAAUUGGAAUAUCAGUGAUUGCAGAUCCAAUGACUUAAAUAGGACAUUGUCAGGCUCUAGUACAGCAACAGGUACCACAGUAAUAGAGUGCAAAAGGGUAGGUGGGAGUUCAGAGUCACUUACAUCUCUAUUCAAUUCAAGGGCCACAACUCCUUCACAAGUUUACACAGAAACAGAUUUCAAGAUGGCAUCACCUGGGAAGCCUCCAGGUUUGAUGUCCCCAUCUAGUGGUUACUCAAGUCAGUCAGAGACUCCAACUGCAGUACCAACAUCAUUAAUUUUAGGACACUGUUCUUAUCAGACCAAUAAGAUAAGGCCCAUGGUCCCUGAAAGAAAAUCAUCCCUGCCUGCUGUUUCUCCAAUAGACAGAAGUCCUAAUAUUCAACAGUCAUUUGAUUUGCCAAUAACCCCACCCACACAUUUGGAUCUGACUGGGGUCAGACAGUCUUUGAAGAAAAAGGUUAAGGCUAGCAGAAACAAUUCUGAGUCAACUUUUGGCUCUAAAACUCAUAAUCAAAAAAACAGUCCAGUACAGCCUGUAAUGCCAAUGGUAACUCAGUCAGACCUUCGGUCAAUUCGGCUUAGAUCUGUCAGCAAAUCAGAAACAGAAGACAAUUCUGAGAUUGUAGAUCACAUUAAUGAUUUUACAGAUGAGGCUUUUCCCUUACCUGAAAAAAAAACAAGGCCACCAGUUGCCGAAAAACCUCCACUGUCAAGAAGACCUAACAGCCUGUCUUACAGAUCUACUGCAAUGACACCAGAAUCACCUGUGAUGUCGCCUUCUUCACCUGAAAGAUAUCUAGAUCAAACAUCUCUUCAAGAUGCAUACAUGGUGAUUGGAACAACGCAUCUCAAAAAGAAUUAUGAUAAUACAACUCAUCUGGAAACCCCACCUUCUUUAGACCCAUCCUUAUCUUCAGAAAAUUACUUUCAAACAUCAACUUCAGAAAGGAGAAGUUUCUCACAGAGCAGUGCUGAAGAAGAUGAACUAACCAAGGGAAAACUAUUUCAAGAAAGAAUAACCCUCCAGUGCUUGACAUUUGUGGAUAAAAAGAAAGUAAAGGUCCCACCUCCUAUCCCAAAAAAGCCUAGUGGUAAACAUUUACCAGUAACUAGUCCACCACCUCCAAGUCAAAUUUCAUCAACUGCAUUUGAACAAAGGUUAUCUCCCGUCGUUACUAUGGUUCCCGGAGCCAGUUCAUUUCCUGACAUUAUUGAGUUCCAGAAAUAUACUACAAAAGGUGUCAUUCAUGCUGCCCAGCCAGAUCUUGUAUCUGUGGACAAAUUCCCAGGAAACCACAUAGAAAUGCAAGAAGAAAAUAAAUGUGUAUCAAGCAAAACAGCAGACUCCAUCACUGAAGAUGAUGAUGAGGUUUUUGUGAGUUCACGGACCACUGAAGAUUUAUUUACAGUCAUUCACAGGUCAAAAAGGAAGUUACUAGGUUGGAAAGACUCUGCAGAUUCAUUUAGCAGCAGACAAAGCUCAGUGUCACCAGUCAAGAAUUCAUUAAGCUCCAAUAGUGAUUCUUCAUAUGGAACACUGAGUAUAAUUCGGACCACCAGCAAAAAUGAAGACUUUAAGGCGCUUCUCCAAAGGAAGGGCAGCAAGAGCAGCCUGGGUACCCGCCCAUCUGCCGCAGAGCUUUUAAAAACUACUAAUCCUUUGGCUAGAAGAGUGAUGAAUGAGUUUGCCCCAGAAAUAGAGAAAAGUGGCAAUACAAAAACUUUGCCGUGAAGAAGAAAAAAAAGUAAUCUUAAAUAUGUAUGUAACAUUUGCAUCUUAGUAAUUCAAACAGGGAUUUACUUACCAUUUGAAGACAUUGGCCUUGCACAGUGCAUGAACUGAGGAGUGCUUUUAGGUCAUUUUCUUAAUGGCAUAUCUAAUUUAUAGGUUCACAAUAAAUAAAUCUGUAUCUCUCUGAAUUUAGCUAAAGUGAUCUGGAAUACUUUAAGUGGACAGUAGUUUCUAAAGCCAUUUGUAAUAAUAAUGUGACAUUUAUCACAUCUCCUUCCUCAAAUGGACAGAAACAUGUGCGUGGAAACCAGAUACAGUAGUGCAAUUUCUAUGAGCUUUGCAUUUGGAGAAUUGGUAACAAACUUACUUGUUUUCUUUAUUAUAUUAAAAUAGAGUAGAGCAUAACAUGCUUAAAUUGGGUAUAUCCAUUAAGCCAAAAUCUGAAUCUAUCAAUAGUAUAUUCAAUUUACAAUGUUAUAUGAAAAAAUACCAACAUAUUUAAAAUUACUAAAGCAUCUUUUAGAAACAUUAUGGAACUGUGCAGCCAGAACAAACCAUAUUGCCCUGGCCUAGGAUCCUUCACAUAUGUGUCUCUGAAUGUAACAUUGCUCUUUUUAUAUACGGAAUUAACUUUUCAAUUAUUGUAAUCCUUAAAUGCUGGCAUGUCACACCAUGAUGGCUCACAGUGGCCUUUUAAUCUAAUGCAGUAAUGUAAAGGGACUAUGAGGGUCAUUUAUUAAGACCUGCGUUUUAGACACUGGUCUUAAUAAACCCCUGCUCUGGCGGUGGAUCCUCUGGAGUUAGUAAGAGGCCUGUGCCGCUUCAUAACUUCAGCGGAUCCACCACCGCUUCUAGAUGUAAGACAGCUGUCUUACAUUUACAUAUUUUUCUACGCCUGAAACAGGCAUAUAAAAUGGUAAAUGAGACGGGCCUGCCAGCCCAAUCUCUUCACCGCCCAUGCCACUCCCACUUCCUUAGACCUGGCGUCAGCAUGGAAAAGUCAGCUUCAUAAAUGACCCCCUCUGUUUUGGGCUAUAUUCUCCAAAGUACCUCAGAUUCAAAUUUAACUAACUACUCAAGACUUUGUAGAACUAUCCUGGUGUGGUGAUGUGUAUGUACAUGUAGAUACUGUAGAUAUUGCCAGAUUUUCCUCUAAUACUGUGAUGUAUUUCAAGUUGCUGUAUCUUCAUAUAUUUGACUUACAAAGAAGCCAUGACAUAAGGUCAUUGAAAAGAUUGUAUUGAAUUAUUUACCAGGAUUGCAAUGUGAAUAUCAUAACAUCUGUGAAUUGACAAUUAUAAAUUUGAGAUAAAGUGCUGGUAAUAUUAUGAAUAUGUACAAAGACCAAGAGGUGUGUAUAUAUAAAAUGCACAGCUUUAAAGUGAAUGCAUAUGAACUGUAAAGAAUUACAUGAUGAGAAAAAACAGCACACCGGUUGCAGUUGUUACAAGCAUUUGUGAUGCCACAAAUUAUUAUAAUAAGCUAUACCAAGAUUUUCAUUUGUACAUCCUUUCUUCAUAGGUCUAUUAUCAGGACGUUAUCUGAAGGAGUUGUCCUCUUAUGUACACAUAUACAGUGUGUAAACCUCUUAUAAUACAGUUGACAACAACGUGCAGCUCACAAGUUGCUUGUACAUGUAAGGCUACUUUCAGGCUUUUGCGUUUUGGCAUUCCUUUGCCGGAUCUCAAAACCAUGCCAAAACAGUUCCGUUUAGGGCCAAUGUUUUCUGAAUUGGGUAUGGUCUAUUCAGGAUGCAUCAGCUGCAAUCUGCGAAUUUGUGUAUGUUCAUCAAAACAGAACAAACCGGAUUAGUCACUAAAAACAAUGUAAUCCAAUGGUGCCAGAUCCAUUUUUUUUCUGAUCAUAAAAAAAAAAAAAAAGAACCAUAACCCAUUGUCUUACAUAGUUUUUUGUGAUGGAUCCGGUUUUUCCAUUUUAAUUUAACACAACCACAUCCUAACGGAGCGGAUGCAUCCUGAAGUAUUAAAUCAAACUAUUUUGGUCCGGUUUUGAGAUUCCCUGCCAGAUGUCAAAGCCGGAAACCAAAGCGCUGUUUUGAAAGUAGCGUUAGCAGUGUUUGGAUUGGAUUG
Messenger RNA from Bufo gargarizans (Asiatic toad), 6146 nucleotides. It is a transcript of the gene NHSL2, whose product is annotated as NHS like 2. Bases 634 to 4056 code for a protein of 1140 amino acids. The record is from RefSeq and is a predicted model, not a curated record. The transcript has 9 exons. Gene Ontology annotation, biological process: cell differentiation. Lineage: Eukaryota; Metazoa; Chordata; Amphibia; Anura; Bufonidae.